AUGGACUUGACUCGGGAGCCGAACAAGGUUGAGGUGGACGAAGAGUUCAAGAACGCCAAAUGUCUGAACCUCUGUGAGCUCCACCUCAUCUUGGGUGACCAGCUGCGUCUGCAGCACAAACGCAACGAGGCCGCCAAGCAGCUCAUCAAGACAUCUCACGAUUACGCAAGUCGUUUCGCCAUCCUGAAGUUCAGGAGUGCCAUUGUCGACAUUCGAACGUGGAGGGACGGGUCGCUGCACGAAUUCGAGAUGGCCAGUUUGGUGAACCUGUUGCCGAAGUCGGUGGACGAGGCAAAAUCGCUGAUCCCCUCUCUGAGCCGCAUACCGGACGAGCGGAUCGACGAAAUUCUGGAGUUGCUCGAGAGUUACCGCGUGCAGUCUUGA
This is a messenger RNA of Babesia bigemina, 384 nucleotides long. RefSeq names its product RNA polymerase Rpb4 family protein, putative. The record is from RefSeq and is a predicted model, not a curated record. Lineage: Eukaryota; Apicomplexa; Aconoidasida; Piroplasmida; Babesiidae. Bases 1 to 384 code for a protein of 127 amino acids. The transcript has 3 exons. Gene Ontology annotation, molecular function: translation initiation factor binding; nucleotide binding. Gene Ontology annotation, cellular component: P-body; RNA polymerase II, core complex. Gene Ontology annotation, biological process: positive regulation of translational initiation; transcription initiation at RNA polymerase II promoter; mRNA export from nucleus in response to heat stress.